AUGUUAAAUAAAAUCCCCGAAGAUAUCCUCCAAACGGUAAUAGAACAAAAAUCGCUAAGUAAUCAAGAUUUAAUUAACUUAUCUUCAACUUGUUUGUAUUUGCGAAAUUUUAUUUUACAAAACAACUCCUUGUGGAAGAAACAAUACUUAGAAAAGUGGUCGGAAAUAGAAAACUCCUUCCAAAUAAACGAUUAUUUUACGGAAUUUCGACACGCUUCCAACAUACAUCGAAAGGUGGAUGAAAUAUUAAUAAAUAUUGCAACGAAAUUUAUCGAUAAAGAACAAUUAUCAGAUACGGUCUUCGAAGAAUUUACAGAAAUAGUUACUUCAAGGUACCUAAACAGACAGUAUACAGAAAAUUGUUUAAGAGAAAUUUUCACCGAUCACUCAAAAAUUAAUACUCAUGAUGUUGUUUCAUUAAAAACACCCGGAAAUUUAACACUUAAAUACUACAGUUUAUUAACAUUACAUUAUUUAAAACAUGAGGACUUGAAAAAUGAGUGGAUCCAAUUUUGCUCAUUAAAAGAAGAAGACCAACUGUUGGAAAUCGGGAUUAUACUGCUAAUACAAUGGAUAAAACCGCAAUACAACGUUAAAAUCGAACACUUUCGAAAUCUAUUCGAUGAAAUGACAGAAAAAGUUAAGAAACAUUUAAAAAUAAGCAAUCCAAAUCAUCCUUUAUUUAAAACGAACUUGAAUGAUUUGAAUUUGUGGAGAAAUAAAAAUAUAUACGAGAAUAAGUUUUCCUGGUUCUAUUGUGAAGAAAUUUUGGAAACGAUGAAACAAGUUAUGUGCGAAAUGAUAGAUUUUUGUGGUGACGAACCCGACUAUACCGUUAAAUAUCCAUUUAUAGCGGACGUUUUGGAAUCAAAAGAAGGCGAACAAAUAACAUUAGCAAUCAUUUACCAAGCCAUAGCAAGAAGACUUGGUGUUCAUUUACAACUAAUACCAGUUGAUUUUGGUUGCAUUUUAAAAUUUGUUGAACACGAUACGAAUAAUAGAAAAGUGCAUUAUGUGGAUGUUUUCGAAUGGGACGAAGCUUGGUUUGACUUCACUUUAUAUGGAAACUCAAGAUGUUCACCUUUAAUGGUUAUUAAAAAAAUGAUAAAUAGUAUUAAAUUUAUUUUAACUGAAAGACGACAAUCCGUGGAACAAAAAGCUCUGGUGAAGCGUUCAAUUCUAGAACUACACCAAAUUGUUGACCCAUAUGAUGUAGAAGCCAGUAUUCAAUUGACCUCUUAUUAUAGGAAGCAUAAUAUUAACACGAGUCCUCAAAAAAAACCCUUAGAAAGACAUUCGGAAUCGCAAAAAAGUAUCGAGAGAUCUCUCGACGUUAAAUUCGCGGUUGGAAUGAUUAUGAAACAUAAACUACAUAAUUAUAGCUGCGUUAUUUACAAUUGGGAUCCUUUUCCUAAAAUAACAAUUAACAGCAAUUAUCCGUGGAUCCAGGCCAUGCAAAAAAAUCAACCGUAUUAUUACGUUUUAUUAGCGAGUGGGGCUAAGAAAUAUGUGGAACAAGAAAAUUUAACGUUUAGUGGAGAUAAAGACGGAUUGGAUAAAAAUCCAGAAAUUGGAAGAUUUUUUACACACUUCUUUAAUAACAGUUAUGUGCCCAAUUGUGUACUAAAUGACAAAUUUCCGAAUGAUUCUGAAAUCAGAAUGAACUUUUGUUAAAUUGUGAGAUGGAGAAGCAUUUAACAAUACAGUGAGUUUUAAAAAUCAUAAAACACAAUAAUUUUCCUCCAACUAUUUCAUACUUUUAGUUAUAACGCAAAAAUUCAAAAAAUCCUUUUAUUUACGAUUUUAGAUAAAACAUUUUAUUAUAACACGAACACAAUUAAUGACAAAACG
Messenger RNA from Onthophagus taurus, 1851 nucleotides. Its product is annotated as F-box only protein 21-like. The record is from RefSeq and is a predicted model, not a curated record. NCBI's taxonomy places the organism in Eukaryota, Metazoa, Arthropoda, Insecta, Coleoptera, Scarabaeidae. Gene Ontology annotation, molecular function: protein binding; DNA binding.